AUGUCAGAUAGUAAAAAGCAUUACAACGAAUCUAAUGUACGAUAUAAAGUGAAAUAUUCAGGAAAAAUAUUUGGUAAUAAUAUGAAAAAAUUAAAUGAAAAUAAUAAUCAUGAUUUUACAACUGCUGAAGCAGCAUGGAUGGAAAAGAAAAAGAAAUUAUAUAAAGAUACAAAUAAUCAACCUUUAUGGGAUUUUCGAAAAAUUCAAAUAAAUCCAACAGAAACUGAUGAAUUAAUUAGUUUUCCAUCAAAUAAAAUAUGCUCAAAAAAUUACGGAAAAUAUUCAUUUAUAUUUAAAGGAUUAUAUGAACAAUUUUUGAGAUUACCAAAUAUAUGGUUUUUAUUAAUUUCCUUAUUAGAAUUUAUCCCACAAUAUCAAAAUUUGAGUAAUUAUAUGUAUUAUUCCAAACAUUCUUCAUUUUUCUUACUUUUGUUCUUUAUAUGUGUGUCUAUUAUAAAAAAUAUAUAUGAAGAUUCUAGAAGAUCUAAUAUAGAUUAUCAAAUAAAUAAUAGAUUAUGCCAUAUGUUGGAUGGACCAAACUCACAAUUAAAAGCUGUAAGAUGGAUGGAGUUAUCAGUUGGUAGUAUAAUUAGAUUAAUAGAAAAUGAACAAGUUCCUGCAGAUAUUCUUUUAUUAAGUUGUAAUAAUUCAGAAGGAGUUGUAUAUAUUGAAACAUCAUUACUUAAUGGAGAAACUAAUUUGAAUAAAAAAUAUUGUGUAAAUGAAACAAGAAAUGAAACAUCUAUAUAUGCAAUAAGUAAUAUUAGAGGUAGAAUAGUUUGUGAGAAACCUAAUAGUAAUAUGGAAUCAUUUAAUGGAUCUUUAAAAUUAGAUGCACAUCCUCGUGCCACUUCAUUAUCUAUUAAUAAUGUUAUAUUUAAAGGUUCUCAUAUUAAAAAUACUGAAUAUAUAUUUGGUGUUAUAUUAUAUACAGGUAAUGAUACCAAAAUUAUGAAAAAUAUAUCUAAUAAUAAACACAAAUUAGGAUAUGUAAACAAAGAAUUAAAUUCAUAUACAAUUAUCGGUUUAAUCUUUACAUUCAUAUGUGUAUUUAUAUCAGUUUUAUUUAAAUGGACUGAAGAUGAUAAAUUUAGAAAUGGUUCUCAUUUUUUUUUAAUUACAGUUAAAGAUAAUAUAUGUGAAUCUAUAGUUAAAUAUACAUUAUUAUAUUCUAAUAUUAUACCUAUUAGUAUAUUAAUAUCAGUAGAUUUAAUUUCUAUAUUACAAAGUAUUUUGAUUGAAAAUGAUAAUCAUAUAAGUACAUUCGAAAAUUAUGAAACAUCAGAACCUUCUACUAUUGAUGAUAUGGAUAAUGAAUUAGGUGAUUUUAAAAUGGAUAAAUCUCAUACGUUUUUUAAAAAAUAUACUUAUUUUUUAAAUAACCGUAGUAAAAAUUUUACUAACAAUAGAUAUUCCUCUACAAAUACUGAACGCGCAUCUGAUUUUAGAAAAAGCUUUUUUGGUACUUUUGAUAAAUUAAAAACUAUAAAAAGAUACUUUUAUAGUAUUAAAAGUAAAAUUAAAUCUAUAUCACAAUCAAAUACUCUUUAUAAUAAAAGUUCGGCAGGCGGUAGUAUUAUACGUUCAGAUAAAAAUAAACAAACUACAUUUUCAAAAUCGUUUAUAGAUAUUUUUCAGCGAACAAAUAAUAAUGAGCAUUCCCAAACGUUGGACAAUAAUAAUAAUAAUGAUAAUAAUAAUAAUAACAAUAUUUGUAAAGAAAAAUAUCAAAAUGUAAAUAAUUCAAAAAAUGUUUAUGUCUCUGAAGAUUCAUCAAAUAAUAAAUAUAAACAGAACGAUUAUCUACAGAAAAGUCAAGAACAAAAUGAAAUUCAUUCCAUAAAUAAUAAUAAUUAUAAUAAUAAAAAUGACAAUAAUCUUCAAACCGAAUUUAGUAAUCAUAAUUUUAGAAUCAAUGCAUAUAAAACUAAUAGAACUACAAAAGAUGAUACAUAUAAUAAUAAACAUAUAUCAUUAAAUAGUAGAAGCAAAUCUAAUCAAAAAGGAAUAUUAAUAAAUAGUAAUGAAAUAAAUCGAAAGAAAAAAAAAAAUCUUCUCCAAAAAAUUUUUCCCUUUUUCAAAAAAAAAAGAACAAACAUUUCAGAAGAUUUAUCUAAAUAUGUUUUUAGAAGAAGUAAACAAUUAAAUAUAAAUCAUAACAAUAGUGAAAAAUAUAACCUAAAUGAUUAUGAUGAAUAUGGAUGGGGAUUAUGUUUAAAUUCAAAUAUGCAUGGAGAUUUAGGAAAUGUAGAUUUUAUAUUUACAGAUAAAACAGGAACUUUAACAAACAAUAAUAUGACAUUUAAUAUGUGUUCUAUAGCAGGAAAAACAUAUGGAUCCAAAUGUAAAAAUAAAAAAAAAAUAUAUAAUAACCCUAAAUCUAAUAAUGAUAAUAAACUCAAUUCUUAUGAUAAAAAUAUAUUUAAGAACAAGUUUUCUUCUGAAGCAUCUAUAAAGAAAAUUUCUUUUGUUAGAGAUUUUUCAAAUAAUGUGAGUUCAAAAAAUGAUCUAACACUUGAUGAUCCAACAGAAUUAAUUUCUGACGAAGGGAAUAAUUACCUUAGAGAUAAGUAUGAACAUACAUCUGAUAAAAAAAAUGAUACCAACAAAAACAGAGACGGUGCAAAUAACAGCAACAAUAACAAUAAUAAGGAUGUUAGUAACAAUAAAAAUAAAAAUAACAAUAAUUAUAAUUAUAAUAGUAAUAAUGAUUAUAUUAAACAAAAUGGUGAAUGUAAUAUAUAUAAUAACCAGAACAAUACAAAUAAUACACAUAAUAAUAAUAUAUAUUAUGAUGAAUAUAAUAAUACAAAUGAAGGAAAUAUGAAAAAUACUAAUGUAAAUAAAGAUACCAAUUCUAAAUGUAAUAAAAAGGAUUUUAUAAUCAACACAUCGGAUAUAAUAAAUAAUAAUAAUAAUAAUAAUAAUGAUCAAAAAACAAAUAAUUUAAAGUACAAAUCUAGCUCUUCAUGGAAUAGCAAAGCAAAAAAAUCAAGUUAUAUUAAUUUGAAUUCAUAUAAUAAAUAUCAGUCCUUUCAAAAUUCGUCUAUGUUAUCAUCUUCUUUAUCAUCUACAUGCUCAUCAGAAACUGAAGAUGAAAAUGGAUCACAAUUAAUGUAUUAUAGCUCUUCAAAUUAUGAUAACUUAGACAUAAAUAAUGAUAUGGAUAGUACUAAAACCUAUUCUCAUUAUACAGAACAAAAUUAUUAUAAUAGUGUAAAAGAUGAUAAAGAUAUAAAUUCUGAACACCAAAGAUACCAACAAAAAAAAACAAACAAACAAACAAAAAAUAUACAACAAAAUCAAUGUGAUCAAUGGGAAGAUAAUAGAUAUACACAAGAAUCAAUAAAGAAUCAAUAUUUUUUUGAUAGGAAUUAUCAAACUUUUUUGAUGAAACAAAAUUUCCCAAGACCAAAAAGUUUUAGAUUAAAUAUGAAUUCCAGUUCUGUUAAAGGAAGAUGUGAUUUUAAUGAUACAAAAAUAUAUAACGAUUUAAAUUCUCAGAGUUGGAGAGGAUACUACAUUGAUGAAUUUUUUAAAUGUAUGACGUUAUGUCAUGCUGUAACUCCAUUUAUACAAUUUGAUUAUAUAAGAAAUAAACAUUUAACAUAUACAAAUUCUAGAAGUUCUAAAGGAAUUUCUAAUAAUAUGGACAGAUAUAAUAUUAACCCCACCACCACCACCACCAACAACAACAACAAUAAUAAUAAUAUUAAUAAUAUUAAUAAUAUUAAUAAUAAUAAUAAUAAUAAUAAUAAUAAUAAUAAUAAUAAACAGUUUUCUUGUGAUUAUAUGAAGAAUAGAAAUGAUAUAAUUUUCGAAACAUCCACAGAUUAUUACGCUAACCAAGAUAAUGCGAAAAGAAAAAGAGAAAAAACACUUUUUGAUAAUGUAAGCCAUUGUGGGGAAAUUCAAGAAUAUAGGGACAACAAAAAAUAUAGAAUGAAAAGAAGCCAAACGUGUAGUAAUAAUAGAAAAAUAUUUUCUAAUCAAAGAACUUUAUACGAUUAUAGAAAUAUGAAUAAUAACUUAAAAAAUAAAAAUAGCUAUUUAAGAAAUAAACUAAAAUCAAAAAUAUUCCUUGAUAAAAGUUAUAGAAAGAGAAAAAAAAGUUCUGGAACUUAUAAAGGAUCAGAUAUAUGUAAAGGAAUUGAAAAAAAAGAAACACGCAGAUGGAAAAGGUUUCUACAUAUGAAAGGCAGUAACAAUAGAAAUAUAUUUUCAAGGAUAAAAGAUUUUAAAUCUAAUAGUAUAAUCUAUAAUAACCAGGAUAAAACUAAUGAUUACAAGAACGGUUAUUCUAAUAAUAUUAAUAAUAAUAAUAGUAAUAAUUAUACCAAUGAAAAAAUUAAUAGAUCUUUUAAUAAAAGACAUAGUGCUGUUUCAUUUAAACAAAUGUCUAAAGAAAAAUUAAUUCCUAUAAAUAAUGUUUUAAGUAAUAGAUGUGAUGUAGAAAGUUAUCCUAACGAAGAGUUGUCUUUUAGUAAAAAGAAAAAAAAAAAUUCAGAAAUUGUAUCAUUUGCAAGUGGUAAGAGUGAUAUAGGAUUUGAAGAAAGAACAGAUGCAGGUAUAGCAGGAAAAAAUAUGGAACUCUCUUAUAAUGAAUUAGAAAAAUAUAAAUACGUAAAACAUAUAGAUAGUAAUAAUAAAUAUAUUAAUAAUAAUAAUAACAGUAUACACAUGAGUCAUAUGAGUAGUAAUAAUAACACCUUUGAAUCACAUAUAUAUUUCGAUGCUAUAAAAUAUCAAUCGAGUUCAUUAGAUGAAGAAUGCCUAAUAUAUAGUUCUAGUUUUUUAGGAUAUAGAUUAGUAUUAAGAAAUAAAAAUACCAUGUGUAUUGAGAUUGAUGGUUCAUUUAAUAAAUGGACCAUUAUAGGGGUCAAUGAAUUUACAAAUAGAAGAGGGAAAAUGUCUAUUGUUGUAAAACCUGACUCAAUGGAAUCUGGAUCUAUAUUAUAUGUAAAAGGUUCGGAUUCAUCUAUUUUAUCCUUACUAAAUUUAAAAUAUAGUAAAUUUUUGGAUAAAAAAUACUCAAGAAAGAGAAGAAAUAAAAAUAUACAGAAAUAUAAACAAAAACGGGAAGAAUAUAAUGAAUUAAAAAGUAAAGAUAUUAAUAUAGAAGAAUUCCAAAAAAGUAAAUCACUCAGUUUGAAAAAUUUUAAGAAUAAUACACCGAAAGUUUUAUUUGGUGAAUGUACUCUGGAUAAUAAUAACAACAAUAUCAAUAAAAAUUAUAAAUAUGAUAAAAAUGAUAAACAUAAUAAUAAUAAUAAUAAUAAUAAUAAUAAUAGUAAUUAUUCUUAUAAUUAUCUUCAUGAUUCUAAUAAUUUAGAUGCAAUGCAAAAUCAAAAGUAUUCCUAUGCAUAUGAAGACAAAGAAGAUUAUUAUUAUACAAAUAAUGGUGAAUGUAAUAAAUAUAAAGAACGUUAUCGAAGAUUAGAAAAACAAUUACGUAAAUUUUCUGUGAAAGGAUUAAGAUCCAUGAUUUUUGCAUUUAGAUAUUUAAGUGAAGAAGAAACUAUUAAAUAUAAAAGAAUGUAUGAUGAUGCUUGCUCAUCUAUAUAUAAUAAAGAACAAAGAUUAGAAAAGGUUGCAGAGGAAUUUGAAAGAGAUUUAAUAUAUUUAGGAAUAACAGGUGUAAAAAAUGGUUUACAAGAAAAAGUACCAAAGACAAUUGAUAUAUUAAAUCAAUCAGGUAUACGAAUAUGGAUGUUAACAGGUGAUAAUGUUGAAUAUUCAUUACAUGUUUCAUUUUUAUGUAAAUUUUUAAAUAAACAUACCAAAAUAUUUCAUGCUGCCUUAGAAAAUAGUAAUGCCAAAAAAUUAAAAAGAGAAGGUAUGGCAUUAUAUGAAUUAUUUCAAUUGGAGAAAGAAGAAAAGAAACCAUAUGAAAAUUUAUGUUUAUUAGUUAAUGGUCGAAAUUUACAAACCUUCUUAAAUUAUACUGAUUUACAAACACACUUUUUAAAUAUGGCUUGUACCUGUGAUGUUGUUAUAGCUUGUCGAAUUACAGCAAAGCAAAAAGCAUUUUUAGUACAGUUAAUAAAAAAUAGAUUAUAUCCAACUCCAAAUACAUUAGCUAUAGGUGAUGGUGCAAAUGACAUAGCGAUGAUACAAGAAGCGAAUAUAGGUGUAAGUAUAAUGACAUCAGAUUGUAUUAUAUCAGCAGGAUAUUCAGAUUAUUGUAUAAAGAAAUUUUGUUAUUUAAGGAAAUUAUUAUUUAUAUAUGGAUCAAAACAUUUAUAUACUAUUAGUAUUAUAUUAUAUUGGAAUUUUUUUAAAAACAUACUUCUUAUAUUACCAAUUUUUUUUUAUCAAGCUUAUGCUUCUUGGAGUUGUGUAAAAAUUUAUCCAGAAUUAUUAUAUACUUUUUUUAGUAUAUUUUGGGUUUUUAUACCUAUAAUAUAUUAUAUGUUUUUACAACAUAAUUUAAAUUAUGAUAUAUUAUAUAAUAUACCAUUAUUUUAUGCCUUAAGUAGAAGAAGAUAUAAUAUGAAUUGUUUUAAAUUCUUACCAUGGAUUUUUGAAGCUAUAUUUUAUUCAAUGAUUAUAUACUUUUUUGCAUAUGCAGCACUUAAAGAAAAUUCUCAUUUGAAUAAUGGUGAAGUUAUUACAAUUAAUACAUUUGGCAAUAUAUGUUUUAUAGGAUGUCUAUUAAUAUCAAUAUUACGAUUAUUUUUAGAAGGAUCCUUAUGGUCUCCAUCUAUACUUAUAACAUGUUUUGGUUGCUUUUUAUUUGUGUUUUUUCCAUCUCUUCUUUUUAUAUGUUUUGCUUAUUUAUCAAAUGAAUAUAUAAGAGAAGUUUUCAGACAAACAUUUUUGUGGGCUCCUUUAUAUGUACUAUUAAUAUUAUGGUUUAGUACAUGUAUUAUUUCAUAUAUAUUUAUUAAUUUCACUAAAUCCAUAUUAUUUCCCAAUAUAUAUAAUGUUGUAAAUCACUGGUUAUUUGAACAAUAUCAAGAAAAACAUAAUAAAAAUAAAUACAUUUUCUCUUUGUCUGGUAAGAAUAAAUUUCUCAAGUUGAGAAAAUUAGGAAAAAAAAUUAAAUUUAAAUUUAAAAGAAAUUAUAGUAAAAAAUAUGAUACAAAUGUGAUAAGAGAACAUCCUUUACUUCAUCAUACAUUUAAAUCUGAACAGGAUCAGAAUAAAUGUAAUGAGCAAUUUUCAAAGGACCCCUUUAUUUCUAAUUCUUUACUGAAAUCAAAAAAUUGUAAAUUUAAAAAGGAUAGUUCUUAUAGUAAGUCAAAUAUUCAUGUGGAUGAAGAGCAAACAUAUAAAGGAUUGAAAGUUGUGUUAUCAGAGCAAGUUGUGCAUGCGAAGGAAAAUUUAGUUUCUUUUAAGAAUGAAAAAAAAAAUAAAAAUAAUAAAAAUACAAGCAUGAAUGUAAAUGAUAACAUAAUUAUAAAAAAUAAUAACAUUAAUAUUAAAAAUAAUGAUAAUAAUAAUGAUGAUAAUGAUAAUGAUAAUAAUAAUAAUAAUAAUAAUAAUGAUAAUUAUAAUAAUAAUGAUCAUAACAAAAAGGAAUUUAAACAGAAGCAUAUUCAAAAUAAUUAUGAAAAUUUAUUUAAUCAUACACAAGUUGAAAAUAAUUUGAUUAAAGAAAAUCUCUCCAUUAGGAACGACAACAACAGGAGGGAUAAUAAAAAUGAAACAGAUUAUAUAAAACAAAGUGAUGAAGAUUAUGAAAUGAAUCCUAGUAUUACUUCUUUAAGAAAAAGAGAAUGUAUAAAUGAUUCAAAAUAUAUAGAUAAUAAAUCAUAUGAUAAUAAGAUAUCUAAUAACCAUGAAGAAAAAGAUGGUUUUAAAAGUGAUGAUAGAAGUUUAAUUAAUAGUAAUAUGAUGGAUUAUAAAAACGAAUUCACGGAAAAUGAUACAACAUAUAGUUUUAACGAUAGUCAUAUGUUUUAUGAUUUCCCAUCAAAUUCUAAGACAACAAAAGAUUAUAAAGUAAUUAAUUCCAGAAUAGAUGAUUCUAUAAUGGCUGAUAUGAAGAAUUGUUUAAAUCCAUUGAAAAAUACAUUUUUAGUAGAUUUAUUACCACCAGGGAAAAGAUUCAGAAUAAACGAAGACCAUAUAUAUUUUAAAAAUAAUGAACGCAUGGAAAACAUUCCUGAAGCUUUAGAUGUCAAUAAAAAAUAUUAUCAUAUAAUUCAAAAUAAAGCUGAAUAUUAUGAUAAUGAUUCACUGUCUGAAUUUUCAUAUACUAGUUCAAAUAGUUCAAUUAAUAAUAAAAAGAAAAAUGAAAAUACACAAAAAGAAAUAGUUAAAGUCAGUCAUUUAAUUAAUAGAUUUACUUUGGCAUUUAAGGAUAUGCAAUUAGAAUCAGGAUUUCAAAUACAUAAAAAAAAUAAAUUUUAUAAAACAUUCACACCUUGGUAUCGUUUUAUAUUUUUAUUAUUAGGAGUAUUCUUUUUAUAUGUUUGGAAAUUAGAAUCAUCUUUGAGCCAAUUAUGGAAUAUGCCAUCAGAUGCAUCUACUGAUGUAUUUAUAUUAUUCUUAUCACUUUUAUUAGAAUUAGUUCUAUUAGCUGCAACUGUUACAACAUUUUUCUCUAAUAUAUUUAUAGAAAAUUUUAAUAAAAUUAUUAGUGCUGUAGUUAUAUUAAUAAUAACGUACCAUGUGGUUAGCUAUUCCGUAACACAUAUCGAUGGAGUAUUUCAAGCAGUUUUAUUUCCAUUAUAUACAUUUGUUAUAUUAAGAUUACCUUUUGUUAAUGCAGUUUUAUGUAAUAUUAUAUUUUUGGGCUUAUUCAUUAUACGAUUUAAUGGUGAUCAUUUUUUAGAUAAAAAAGGGUUAGCACAUUAUAUACCCUUAUUUAUUGGUGUCGAUGUUUUUGUUGGCUUUGUUGGUUAUCGAUUAGAAUAUAAUCAAAGAAAAAAUUUCUUAUUAGAAUAUUCAGUAGAAUCAUCAAGAAGGAAACAAAGAGAAAUUUUAAAUACAAUGUUACCCCCUUUUGUUGUUGAUGAAAUGAUAUAUUCUGAAUUAAAUGAAGAAGGUAUACCUAUUUCAUUAAAAGCCGAGGACAUUAGUACUGUCACCAUAAUUUUUUGUGAUAUAUAUGAUUUUCAAAAUAUUGUGGCCAGUAUUGAACCUACUCGUCUUGUGGAAGUAUUAGACAGAUUAUUUUUAUGUUUUGAUAAAUGCACUGAACAAUUUAAUUGCACAAAAAUUGAAACAGUAUUUGAAACAUAUUUGGCAGCUUGUGGUUUGGUAAAAAGGGAAAAAGACGAAGACGAGUUGGAAAAUAAUAAAUAUAGUAAUAACAAUAAAAAUAAUAAUAAUAAUUAUUAUUAUAAUAGAAAAAAAAAGAAGAAAAAAAAUAACAAUAACAACAACAACAACAAUAAUAAUAAUAAUAAUAAUAAUAAUAAUAACAACAACUUGAACAAUAACAAUAAUAAUAAUAAUGUUAAUACUUCGGAUGAUGAUGGUGAUUUUUUUGAAGAAGAUGAUGCUAAUAAUCACCAAAUAUAUAACCAAAUGAAAGGUCAAGAAGAUGCACAUGAUUCUAUAGAUUUUGCUUUGUCCAUUCUUCAUGUAAGUAGUCAUAUUAAAUAUGAAAAGUCAAAAAUGAUGUUAAAGAAAAAUGAUUCAUUUGAAGAUGCUAAUGAUGACACACAUAAUGUAAAUGACUCUUUCAAUAACGACAAAGCAGAAAAUGAUAAUACUAAUACUGAUAAUAACAAACCAACAAGAAUACGAGUCAAAGUAGGGAUACAUUCAGGACGAAUUAUUGCAGGUGUGGUCGGUUCAAAGAAACCACAAUAUGCCCUUUUUGGUGAUACUGUUAAUACAGCAUCAAGAAUGAAAACCACAGGUAAACCUGAUUAUAUACAUAUAUCUGAAGCUACGUAUAAUUUAGUUAAAGACGAUAAAACAUUAAUUUAUGAAAAGAAAGAAACAGAAAUUAAAGGAAAAGGUAUCAUGACAACCUAUCUAUUGACAUCAGUGAUCGGCUUAAAUUAUCCAUUUCUCGGUGAACAUGUAGAAAAAAAAGGUCAUUUUAUAUCAGAAUUAUAUGAAGAUGAUUUAAGUAAUAAUCUAAAUUAUGAUAAGACUCAAAAUAUUCUUGGAUAUUAUUCAAAUAAAAUUAAUCAAAAUAAUGAUUCUAAUAUAAAUGAAGGUAUAAUAAAUAAUAAUAUGAAUACAUUUAAUACAAUCGAUGGUGAUACAAGUAAUUAUUAUGUAAAUCUUAAAGACCUAUCUUUGAAUGAUUUACCUAAUGAAUAUAUUAAAGAUGUGAAUACACAUUAUUGUGAAAUUAUAAAAUUAAGAAACCUUAAAAUAGGAACAGCUGUUGGAUAUCAAUUAAAACAAAAAGAUUUUUAUAAUAUGACAUUUUUAAAUAAUGGACUUAAUAAUGAUACAGCAACAAAUUUUAAUCAAUAUAUUGAAAGUCAUAAAGAUUUUGACGAUAUAAAAGAUCUACGUAUUGGUAUGAAUAAACUUUCUAUAAGUGAUUCAUUAUAUUAUUUGAAUGAAAAUGUAAUAAGAAAUGAACCAAUAAAUGAAUACAAAAAUAAAAUAAAAAUAAAUAGUGUAAAUACAAAUAAAAAAUCCUAUGAAGAUGCACAUUUAAACGCAGGAAAUAUUAUAUAUACUAAUAAUGAAUAUCCUAAUGGACAAAAUAUUGAAGAAGAUGAUGAUUUAUUAUUAACCAAUCAUUAUAAUAAGACAAAUGUAAAUAAUAAUAAUAAUAAUAAUAUAUAUGAUGUAAGUAAAGAAUUAAUUGAACAUAAUGAAGAAGAUUACAAAAAUAUAUUAAUGUGUUCCAAAAGGUGCAAAAAUUGUAAUGAAACUUAUUGUACUCCAAAUGAUUGCAAUAACAAUGAUCAUGUAUAUCAUGUAAUGUAUCAUAGAAAGUUAAGUAAUAUAAAAAAAAAUUAUUUGAAAAAUAUAAGAAAAGAUGCAAAUAUUAAAAAGGAUAUAGAAAAAGAAGAAUUAAAUAAAAUACAUUCAAAUAAAAAAUCAUUUAAUUUUUUUUAUUUAUUUUCUUAUAUAUUUAAAAUAUUUCCAUUUAUUGGAAAAAUAAAUAAGGAAGAAAAAAAAAAUAAAUCAUAUAAAAAAGGAGAACAAGAUAAAUCAUCUAAAAGAAUAAUUGCUUUAAACAGUGAAUGGAUAUUCUUAAAAUUUAGUGAUAAAAAUUUAGAAGCAAAAUAUAGAGCACAUUUUUAUAGUAACAAAUCAAAUAUUAAUUCAAUUGAACAAGCGCUAAUUAUAUUUUUAGUUACAUUUGUUAUGCAAACUUUAAUAUCUAGUACGGUUUCUAUAGUAUUUAUUGAUCAUAAAAGAGCAACCCAAACAUUACAUAUAAACUAUUUUGCAUAUUGGUCAGUACGAUCAGUAUAUACAUUUUUUGGAUUUGUGUUAUGGCUUUUAUUUCAUUAUAGAACACGGCCUGAAGUGUCAUCUUUAUUAAACAUAAAAUGGAUGAUAUUCUUUUUAAAUUUAUUAUUCAUAUCAGCAGCUUGUGUAUUUUCCAUAGCAUAUUUAUGGGCUAUAUCCGAAACAGAUCAGACAACAUCAUAUACGAUAUGGAUGACAAAUGAUACAAUCGAAUUUUUUUUUUAUUUAGUUAUAUUACAUCAUAACACAGGAAUGUUAUUCCAAACGUGUAUCUUAGUAGAUUUGUUAUUUAUUACUAUGUCAUUAACCUUUAUAGCGACAAGUGUUGUAAAAACCAUAACAACUGAUUCAACAGUGUUAUUAAUACCUUGGUAUGUAGCUUUUAAUUUAAUUUCUACCUAUUGUAAAGAAUCAAUAGAUAGACGGACCUUUUACGCAAAUGAAAGUGCAAAGAAAACAGAAAAUAGAGCAACAGAACUUUUAAAUGAUAUGUUACCCAAACAUGUAUUAGAAGAAUUUCAACAAGAUAAAUUAAAAUUAGCAUAUACACAUGAUAGAUUGACAUUUCUUUUUGCUGAUAUUUGUGGAUUUACAUCAUGGGCAAAUGGUGUAGAUGCAUCUGAAGUUUUAACAUUGUUACAAAAACUAUUUGCAAAAUUUGAUAACGAUAGUACAAAAUAUGGAUUAUAUAAAUUAUGUACUAUUGGGGAUGCUUAUGUAGCUAUUAGUGAACCAGUUACUGAAGAUAAUAAGGAUUAUGAUCCAGUAGAUGGUACAGAACGUGUUUUAGAAAUGGCCUAUUCUAUGAUUCGAAUUAUUAAAGAAAUAAGAGAAAAGUUAUAUAUUCCCAAUUUAAAUAUGAGAAUUGGAUUACAUUAUGGUUCAUGCGUAGGUGGUGUUAUUGGUUCAGGGAGAUUAAGAUACGAUCUUUGGGGUAUUGAUGUGUUAACAGGAAAUUUAAUGGAAAGUAAUGGUAUUCCUGGAAAAAUUAAUGUAUCCGAAACACUUAAAAAUUUCUUAUUACAGCAAUUUAAAAAUAGAUUCAUUUUUAAACCACAUACAACAAUAAGAGUUAUAUACAAAGAUGUUAAAUGUUUUAUUAUUACAGAUAAAAAAGAAGUAGAAUCAUCAAACCACUCUAAAUUAUUACAAAAUAAAAACUAUCUACUUAAUAAAAAAUUUAGCACACAAAAUUAUUUAGUCAAAAAUAUAUUUGCCAAGAAAAAACAUUCAAGUAUCUCUUCUUCUAAGAAUAUUCAUUCCUACGAUGAAAAAAAGAAGAAGAAAAAUGAUUUAUUCUAUAUAAAUGUUAACGAUCGCCAGUCGAAUUUGUAA
Messenger RNA from Plasmodium falciparum 3D7, 12681 nucleotides. It is a transcript of the gene GCalpha, whose product is annotated as guanylyl cyclase alpha. NCBI's taxonomy places the organism in Eukaryota, Apicomplexa, Aconoidasida, Haemosporida, Plasmodiidae. The record is from RefSeq and is a predicted model, not a curated record.